Chenopodium quinoa (quinoa) is the source of this 1306-nucleotide messenger RNA. RefSeq names its product tRNase Z TRZ1-like. Bases 45 to 938 code for a protein of 297 amino acids. The transcript is spliced from 8 exons. The record is from RefSeq and is a predicted model, not a curated record. Lineage: Eukaryota; Viridiplantae; Streptophyta; Magnoliopsida; Caryophyllales; Amaranthaceae.
AAGGUAGUCGGCAUUAGUCAAAAGGCUGCAAUACUAAAUCAAAAAUGUCAAUGGUGCCGAAGAAUGACGAGACGAACUUGGAAGCAAACUCAGCAACAAAGAAGAAAAGGGGAAUAAAUAUACAAGGCUAUCAAAUUGAGGGUUUAUCAAUUGCUGGUCAAGAAACAUGCAUAAUCGUCCCUUCUCUCAACCUCGCUUUCGAUAUCGGAAGGUGCCCUCAACGCGCCAUUUCUCAAGACUUCCUUUUUAUCUCCCAUGGUCAUAUGGACCACAUUGGAGGAUUACCGAUGUAUGUUGCGACUCGUGGAUUGUUCUCUAUGAAACCUCCUACGAUUUUUGUGCCUAAAGCUAUAAAAGAGGAUGUGGAAAGGCUUUUUGAUGUACACAGAGCAAUGGACCAAUCUGAGCUGAAGAAUAAUUUAGUUGGUCUAGACGUGGGAGAAGAAUUCUAUAUUAGGAGGGAUCUCAAAGUAAAAGCAUUUAAGACAUAUCAUGUCAUUCCCAGUCAGGGAUAUGUAAUUUAUUCCGUUAAGCACAAGCUUAAGCAGGAUUACAUUGGUCUUCCUGGACAUGAGAUCAAGGCUUUGAAGGAUAAAGGUGUGGAGAUUACCACAGCAACUACGUCACCUGAGAUAGCAUUUACUGGAGACACAACAGCUGACUUCAUUGUUGAUCCAGCUAAUGUUGAUGUGCUGAGGGCAAAGAUUCUUGUGAUGGAGUGCACCUUCUUAGACAAAGCAGUUGACGUGGUGCAUGCAAGAGAUUAUGGACAUACACAUCUGGAUGAGGUUGUAAAGUAUGCUGAAAAGUUUCUGAAUAAGGCAAUUCUUCUGAUCCACUUUUCUGCUAGAUACUAUGUAGAGGAAAUUGAAGAUGCCAUUUCGAGAUUGCCAUCAGCUUUUUCCGGCCGGAUCUUUGCACUCACUGAAGGGAUUUAAUGAUUGGUGUUAUAAUGAGCGCUUUGAAACACAUCUAUCUCCUGUACAGAAGUUGAGUUGUUUUUGUGCACGAUUAUAGAACUGGUUCUUUUCUCUUCUUUUCUCCCCCUUUGCCCUCAUUACUUCAUUAGAAAUACAAGCAUUUUUCCAUAUCACAUGUACUAGUGUACUACCACCCUAGUAGCUACAAAAUAUGAAGAUGUUUAUUACUGAAUUAAGUUUUACAGUGAACCAUGAAUUCAAUUUUGACAUCACAUUAUAGUUGAUUUUUCACCCUAGUACUGUAUAAACUUAGUAAAGUGUAACUAUUAGCUUGGUGUAAAUCUAGUUUUGAAUGGAAUGAAAUUAAUCUCAGAAAGCUAAUGUAU